AUGUCUGAGCACGCGCCUGCCAUUAAUGCGUCGGAACAUUCUCUUGGACUCGUUUUGCCUUCAUUUGACGUUUCUAACCCACGUGUUUGGUUUGUUCAAGUGGAAGCUGUUUUCCGUUUUCGUAGGAUUACAUCCCAGUCCACAAUGUUUUCAUAUGUGACUGCUCACUUACCGUCCAACAUCGCCUCUGAGGUCAUCGACAUUCUUGACCCUAUGCCCCUAGAGUCCCCCUAUGAUAAACUUAAGGCAGCCAUAUUAAAGCGCACUACAGCCUCAGACGAAUCACGCCUUCAGCAGUUACUCUCUGGUGUAGAACUUGGAGAUAGAACGCCAUCUCAGUUACUCCGACACAUGCGUUCCCUCGUCGGUUCUUCCGCACUGGAUGAUUCCGUUCUCCGCCAAUUGUGGAGUAAUUGUCUUCCUGCGAAUACCACGGCUAUUUUAGCUGUGCUUGCCGACGAUCUUCCGCUAGACAAACUGGCAGAAGCUGCCGAUAAGGUUCACGAACGCUUCAUUAGAACGUCGGUAUCACACGUCACAGAGACUAGCUCAGGCAGCCCCUCCAGAACCACGCUACUUGAUACAAUCAGCGAGAGGCUUUCUAACUUAGAGCUCACCUUGUCCCAUCUCAGACGCGACCGCGUUCCUUCGCGACGAUCCGUUUCUCGAUCCAGACGGUCUAGCAGCUCUCGUACACGGAAGUCUCACCGUUAUUGUUAUUAUCACCACCGCUUCGGAGACGCAGCGCAAGUCAGCGUUCUCCCCCGUUCUCUGGAAAAACGCCCCCUGCAACCAGCGGGUCCAAUGCUUACGGCAGCUAAUCAGACUAAAAUCGCGACCUACGGCCAGAAAUUACUUACUUUGAGUCUCGGAUUACGGCGUAACUUCCCUUUCCUUUUUACCAUCGCCGAUGUGCAAAAGCCCAUUAUCGGAAUCGACUUCCUCAGCAAGUUCGGUCUUGUGGUCGACCUACGUUGUGGGAAAUUGCGAGACGAUACUACGUCUUUAAGCAUACCCUGCAAACUUGCCUCAGUCAAUUCUCUCGGGCUUCGCAUCCUCAUCCCUGACGACUCACAGUAUUCUUCAUUGCUCCGACAAUUUCCGUCCCUAAUUCGAGCAAGUAACGACACUUCCGAUCCUAAACACGAUGUACGCCAUCACAUCGUUACAACCGGUCCGCCUGUAACUGCUAAAGCUCGACGCUUGCGUCCUGACAAACUCCAGGCAGCUAAAAAGGAAUUCCAACACAUGCUUGAUCUCGGCAUUAUUCGUCCUUCAAACAGCUGCUGGGCAUCACCUCUCCAUCUGGUGUCUAAAAAGUCAGGCGAUUGGCGACCAUGCGGUGACUACCGUGCUCUUAACAACGUCACUGUUCCGGAUAGGUAUCCUAUCCCACAUAUCCACGAUUUCUCCCUUGGACUAGCUGGAAAGUCAAUCUUUACCAAACUCGAUCUUGUCAGAGCUUACCAUCAAAUUCCAAUGGCGGAGGAAGACAUCGCAAAAACUGCCGUGAUCACUCCAUUCGGCCUUUACGAAUUUCUUCGUAUGCCUUUCGGCCUCCGGAACGCAGCACAGUCUUUCCAACGCUUUAUGGAUCAGGUCCUCCGUGGCCUUGAUUUCGUCUACGUUUACAUUGACGAUGUCUUGAUCGCAAGCGCCACACCCGACGAGCAUUUAUCACACCUGAGAAUGGUUUUCGAACGCUUUGAAAACCACGGGAUAAACAUCAACCCGGACAAAUGCAAAUUUGGUCAGCCAACCGUCGAAUUUCUCGGUCACAAGAUCGAUGGUGAAGGUAUUAAACCCCUCCCGGGUAAAUCUCAAGCAAUCCUCGACUACCUGAUGCCACACUCUGUCCGAAGCCUUCGCCGAUUCCUCGGUAUGAUCAACUACUACGGCAGAUUCAUUCCCAACUGUGCUGAUUUACUUCACCCGCUUACCGACUUAUUGAAAGGAAACUCAAAGACGUUUACGAUAACCCCAGAAGUUGAAGCCGCUUUCACGGCCGUCAAGCAGAAGUUCAGUGAGGUCACCUCUCUCCAUCACUUGAACACCACUGAGGACGCUACACUUGUCCUUAAGACGGAUGCUUCAAGUUCUGCUGUCGGUGCAGUUUUGCAACAGUUAGUUGAUAACGAAUUUCAACCACUGUCUUUUUUCUCACGGAAGCUUCAACCUGCUCAGGUCAGAUACAGCACCUUUGGUCGUGAACUGCUCGCCAUGUACUUGGCUGUGAAACAUUUCCGUCACCUUUUAGAAGGACGUCGUUUCAUUCUCUUGACAGAUCACAAGCCACUGGUGUAUGCCUUCCGUUCUUCCUCAGACCGUUACUCACCCCGAGAAACGCGUCAUCUGGACUAUCUUUCACAGUUUUGUGUUGAUGUUCGUUAUAUCGACGGUCCUAACAACGUUGUUGCCGAUGCAUUGUCCCGCGCUCAUGUGAAUCAACUGUCAUCGACGCCCAUCGACUUGGAGAGAAUAGCGGCUGCUCAAAACGAUGAUCCUGAGCUCGUUCAACUUCAUUCAAAGUCCUCAUUGAAAGUCACCCAACUGCCCGUACUUAACUCUGACAUAAGAGUUUACUGUGAUCUUUCAACCGGUACAUUUUCACUCCCUGACGCUCGUUUUAGACACGUGCACAUAGAUAUUGUUGGCCCUUUACCUCCUUCCAACGGUUUCACUCAUCUUCUAACAUGUGUUGACCGUUUUACCCGUUGGCCACAAGCUGUUCCCUUACGUGAUACCUCUACCGAAUCUGUAUCCCGUGCUUUUGUCGAAUCUUGGAUUUCGCUGUUUGGUGUUCCAUCCACCAUCACUACCGACAGAGGGGCUCAGUUCAGUUCCACACUGUUCCGCGAUCUGAGUCGUUUAUUAGGCUGUACUCACAUGAGAACAACCGCGUACCACCCCGCUGCCAAUGGCCUCGUCGAGCGCUUUCAUCGACAAUUAAAAGCUGCCAUCAUGGCUACUUCGUCCGACUCACGCUGGUCUGAGCGUCUACCUGCGAUCCUCCUUGGUAUACGCAAUACAAUCAAAGAGGACAUUGGGUGCUGCCUUGCAGAACUCGUGUUCGGGACGACCCUCAGACUACCUGGGGAGAUGGUACUGGACUCUCGCACCACCGGCGAACUAGACCCCUUCUCGUAUGCUGAACGCCUCAAGCAGCAUUUUCGAUCCAUCCGACCAACGUCUACGCGGCCUAACCUAUGUAAACAGCAAGUCCACCCCGAUUUGCACAAGUGUCCGUUGGUUUUCAUCCGCGUCUACGCCGUCCGAAGACCUUUAACUCCGCCCUAUGACAGCCCGUACCAGGUUUUGUCACGAAAACCGAAGUAUUUCGUGUUGAAUAAGAAUGGAUCAAAGGAAUCCGUGAGCAUCGACCGACUCAAACCAGCUUACGUCGAAACUACAGUCGAUAGUAAAGACCCCGUUUCCUCUUCUCAGCAUACCCCCACCCCUGACUCAUUACCCCCUACCCAACGACACACUGACGCCAGUACAUUGAGUCCUCCGUGCCCUACGACUACACGCAGCUCCAAACACACACGUUCGCCUUUUAGAGGACUUUCUCUGAUGUAA
This is a messenger RNA of Dicrocoelium dendriticum, 3579 nucleotides long. NCBI's taxonomy places the organism in Eukaryota, Metazoa, Platyhelminthes, Trematoda, Plagiorchiida, Dicrocoeliidae. The record is from the annotation of a GenBank genome assembly.